GAAUGUCAGCUUGUGUCGCCGUGCUUUGUCUCGUGAUGUGACUGUUUUCUCAUUGUCAUUCGAUUGCUAAUAUCUUCACCCAAUGAUGAUGCCCAGUGAAAGUAUGAAGUAAGCUUCAUUUGCAUUCAUGUUGCUUAAGCCAUAAUGCCACCAUAUACAACCGAGGCACCGGGUAAUUCGGCUCUGAAGGUCAUGUUCGGUUUGGGAUCUGCCCCUCCUAAACAUGAUCCACCAGCCUCAAUGGAACCGUACGAUCUCGGAAGAGAUGGAGAUCUUGGUGCUCUCAGUAAUGCUCAACAAGGAGCGACAAAUAAACUCAAGGUUUACACUGAUAAACUUUCUUACUUGUUAGACUCAAACACGGUUAAGUAAUGAACAGUAUUUGUGGCAACAUCCGGAAGUGAAGUAUAUGGUGACAGCAUUUUUAAGGGAUAUAUUGACUAAACAGCCUGAAAAUGCCCGGGAACACUUCGCUGACUUUUUCACCAGCCCAGAUCUUUUAAAAAACAUCAAGACAGUCGAAAAGGAGUAUGCGGAGAUGUAUCACGAUGAUGGCGUCAUACGUUCUCUUGCUAAAGAAGAUCUUGAUUCGGAGGUUUAAUCUGUAGUUUUUAAAAAACAAGAGAAUUUCAUAUAACUGGAAUCUAGGAGUUCUGUAAAUACAAUUGUAAUUAUAAUCUGUGUUAAUCUCAAAUAUACACUGGAGGAUGGUUAGGUGUAUUUAGUUACACCUUUCCCCACGACACUAUAUUGUCGUCAAACUGCAAAGUAGUGGUCAAGAAUUCCAAGUGUAAUUAAUGUUACAAAGAAUAAUUUGGACAAUAUUUCACUAAUAUGUUGGACAAAGUGUUGAGAUAUAAUAUUUCAUGAAAAUAAAAUUGAUUCAGUCCCAA
Messenger RNA from Trichobilharzia szidati, 893 nucleotides. Lineage: Eukaryota; Metazoa; Platyhelminthes; Trematoda; Strigeidida; Schistosomatidae. The record is from the annotation of a GenBank genome assembly.